AUGAAUCCGUCGGGAUCCCUGGUGAUCCUAGAGGAUAAGGAGGAGGAACACUUAACCACUCCGAUUCUCGGGCCCUCGAUCCAUUCCGAUAACCCUCAGGAGCGGAUUCAGGCCCGGCGCCUCCGCAUCGCGGCGCGCCUGGAUGCCCGGAGGCGGGAAGCGCUUGGAGAAUAUUUAGAUGGGAAGAAGGAGAGUGAGGAGGAUCAAAGCAAGAGCUAUAAACAGAAAGAAGAAAGCAGAUUGAAAUUGGUUAAACUGCUGCUCUGUGGCACCGAGUUGGUGACAAAUAUCCAGGUGGCUACAGACAUCAGAGAGAUCCACAGGAGAGUUGAAGAAGAGGAGAUCAAGCGUCAGAGGCUUGAAAAACUGGAGAAUGAAGUCAAGACCAGCCAGGACAAAUUUGAUGAAAUCACUGUCAAAUGGGAGGAGGGCAAACAGAAGAGAAUUCCCCAGGACCUGUGGGAAAUGCUGAACACGCAGCAGGUGCACUGUGCUGGGCUGAUAGAAGACAAGAACAAGCUUAUCAACGAUUUACAGCAGGAGUUAAAAAUAAAGGAUGACCAGUACGUGAAGGAUUUGAAGAAGCAGUCGGAAGACAUCUGUCUGCUCCUGGAGAGGAUGGAGGAACAAGUGAAGAGCGUAAUGAAAAGCUUUCGUCAGGAGCUCAACCACAUUGAGAAAGCAUUUGAGGUGGAGCGGCAGGAGCUCCUGACCAGCAACAAGAAGAAAUGGGAGCGGGCGCUGCAGGCUCACAAUGCCAAAGAGCUGGAGUACCUUAUGAACCGGCUCCAGAAAGUCGAGGACUACGAGAAGCAGCUGAGCAAGCAGAGGAUAUGGGAUUUCGAAGAGUACAACACGAUUAAGAUCAAGCUGGAGCAGGACGUGCAGAUUCUUGAGCAACAACUUCAGCAAAUGAAAGCAGUUUAUCAGCUAAACCAGGAGAAGCUGGAGUACAACUUCCAGGUGCUGAAGAAGCGAGACGAAGAGAGCACAGUGAUUAGAUCCCAGCAGAAGAGGAAGAUCAACCGCCUGCAUGAUAUAGUUAACCAUCUGAGAUCAAAAUAUGCCAAGCAGAUAAAGCAAUUUCAGGAGGAGAACCAGUCCCUGACCUCAGACUACAAACGCUUUGUGAUACAAUUCAAGGAGCUGCAGAAAGCCAUGAGGCAUUUUGCUCUUACUGAUGACAAGAAGUUUCAGGAGAUUUGGCUGAUGAAUGAAGAAGAGGCGAAGGAUCUGAUAAACAAGGCCUUUGAUGUAGACAGGAUCAUCCACACCCAUCAUAUGGGGCUCCCCUGGACGGCACCUGACUUCUGGUUUCUGAAGAACGUGGGGCCCAUAUCUCAGCAGCGGCAGAAAUCCGUCACACAGAUAUUAGAAGAAGUGCUGAUGCACACAGAAGAGGAGAGGGCGGGAGAGGCCAGCUCAGAACCAGAGUCUUACCUCGACCUGCCGAAGCAGGUCUCAGCGGACACGACCAGGAAGAUCCUGAUGCUGCUGUGUGACGAGUCGGGCUUCCUCAUCGAGAGCAAGCUGCUGAGCCUCCUCCUUCCCCUGGAGAAGAGCGAGCGCUACCUGCUGAGGCUGGACGCCAUGUUCUCAGCCCUUGGAAUCGAAAGCGAGGAUGACUUGUAUAAACUGGUGAACUUCUUCCUUAAAUACCAAGCUCAUCAUCUACCCUCCAGCCAGGUGAGUGAGGUAUCAACCCCUGGCAUCUGUCACUCCCUACAGGAGCAGACAAGCCCAGUGUCAGCCUUGGAGCCAGCAGAGCAGCCAGACCUCAAGGGAAAAGAGGAGGAAAGUCUUGUGGAAGAGAAGGAGUCCCCCUCUUCUCCCAGGCUCAUACACCCCAAUGAUGUCCUUAAGAUUCUGGAGGCCUUUGUCAAGGGUCUGAAGAAGCCCAGGGACUUUCGAGCACCAGUGAAGUUGCUGAAGGAUGUGCGAGAUAACUCCAAGGACUCCGAGUACUGGAAGGCCCUGGCCACGGUUAUCCCUGACACCACGCAGAACCUCUGGGAUAGUCUAUACACAGCCUUGGAGAAAUACCACCUCAUCCUGACCCAGAGGGCCAAGCUGCUGCUAGAAAACGAUGAGCUGGAGCAGCAGAACUCAGAGCUCCAGAUGCUGUUGCAGCAGUACCUAGAUGCCAAGAUAAACUCGGAACUGCAAGUUCCUCCGACUCAGGUGUUCCAGAUCCCCACAAAGUCGAACCAGAACUGAAAUCGUGCUGUUAGAGCGGACCGUGUUGGUGUUGGUGCCGGAGCGCAUAUGUGAC
Molecule: messenger RNA, 2272 nt
Organism: Molossus molossus (Pallas's mastiff bat)
Lineage: Eukaryota; Metazoa; Chordata; Mammalia; Chiroptera; Molossidae
Gene: DRC1
Product: dynein regulatory complex subunit 1
Exons: 17
Coding region: 1-2217 (738 amino acids)
Biological process (GO): axonemal dynein complex assembly; cilium-dependent cell motility; regulation of cilium movement
Cellular component (GO): axoneme; axonemal dynein complex
Source: RefSeq, a predicted model, not a curated record